ACGCUGCAUAGAAAAAAAAAGGGGGGCAGGGGGGCCGACCGCAUCAGCCAGCGGGAACGGGGACCGCAGCCAGCCACCAUGAGUACCAUGAAGUUCUGCCGCGAGUGCAACAACAUUCUGUACCCAAAGGAGGAUAAGCAGAAGAAGACGAGGUUGCUGACAGCUUUUGUGUCUAUAGAAAUGAAGUGCACCAUACGGUUGGUGAACGCACUCAAAUCCUACAAGAUGUCGCAAAUGAUCCUACUCUUCCUCGCACCAAGGAUGUCAGAUGCGUGAAAUGCAACCAUCCUGAAGCUGUGUUUUUCCAGGCUGCUAGUAGAGGGGAAGAAGGUAUGACCCUGUUCUUUGUCUGCUGCAACCCAAGUUGCGGAUAUCGGUGGAGAGAUUGAUGAGUAGAUGCCACCGUGCAGUUAAUGUCAUGGUCAUAUGACUCCACGAGAGCUUCAAAUGGCCUACCAAUCUGCUUAUUGGCCAACAAAAGACCAUGAACAUUCCUGCCCAGAGUUAAAAGUACUACUUGGGAAUGGUAUCAUAUAUCAGUGUGAGAUUUAGCUUUUGGUGCAUCAUCUUUGCGUGGUGUGUUUCCCUCCCUAAUUUGAGAAGUAAUGAUACUAGAGCAGGUACCACACAAAUAGAUUGUGGCCACAGAAUUGCGGUUGGCACCAAUGCAGAUUAGGAAGCUAGCUUCUCUGUGGACCAUUUAUCUUGAUUCCAAACUAUCCUACCUAACUUUCAUCAAUCUACGUCAAGAGUAGCUUCGUUUGUCUUGCUGGCCAUGAAAUAAUUUCUCGUCCUGCUAUCACCUCCUGUAUGUGCCUUUCAGGUCCUGUGUGAACUUCGUUUGAUUGGGGACACAACUUUCCAUAGUGGUACAACGGGCCACACACCUUUCGGCCCUUCUUACUUGAAUCAGUAUGACAGCUUUUACACCCACCUCUGACGUGCCUCCCCUUUUUCGAGUGUGACAGCUUCCGCAAUGCCUCCUGAUUUCAUAGGAUUAUGAAACAGCCCUUAAUCCUGUGAUCUUCUGUAGGGAAAGAGGUGAAGAUUAGCACCUGGUAAUUACUCUAACCAAAAAAUAAAUGGAGCCAUGUGAGCUAGCAAUGAUGAAAGGGUUCGGGUUGUAUUUUUGGCACAUCAUCCUUUGUUUUUUAGCCAUUUAUAAUGUUGGAUUGUGCAA
Molecule: messenger RNA, 1180 nt
Organism: Elaeis guineensis (African oil palm)
Lineage: Eukaryota; Viridiplantae; Streptophyta; Magnoliopsida; Arecales; Arecaceae
Source: RefSeq, a predicted model, not a curated record